Entelurus aequoreus (snake pipefish) is the source of this 2218-nucleotide messenger RNA. RefSeq names its product protein Wnt-10b-like. The record is from RefSeq and is a predicted model, not a curated record. The coding region runs from base 320 to 1708 and encodes 462 amino acids. Gene Ontology annotation, molecular function: frizzled binding; cytokine activity. The transcript is spliced from 7 exons. Gene Ontology annotation, cellular component: extracellular region. Gene Ontology annotation, biological process: canonical Wnt signaling pathway; multicellular organism development; cell fate commitment. Lineage: Eukaryota; Metazoa; Chordata; Actinopteri; Syngnathiformes; Syngnathidae.
CAACCCAAAGUCACGUGAUUUUUUUGUGGGCGUGCCCUCAAGUGAGCUAACGUCGACCUUAUGUUUGCUAGCUAGCUCGAAACACGACACAGAAGUUAAAGCAAACAACAAAACACUACACACCACAUCAGGGAAUGGCAUCUGCUUCCAAGACAAAUGUGACUAAUAUGAAUAAUAAAUGUGACCAAGAGGCUCUUAAUAAAAGGUCGCAGGAUGAUGAAGUAAUGGAGAUGUUAGGAGGCCAUGUUCAUUGUAAUGCUGCGUGGCUGUUACUCUGGAACUGCCAUCUGCCGAAAAGGAUGCAGAGCAUGCACAGCUGAUGGGGGACGUGCACUCACCACCAGCGGCCACUGUUGUUGACGGCCCCGGUGCCAGAGAGCGACGACACCAGGAGGAUGCAUGCGGCUUUCACACCCAGCAGAAGCGCCAAACUCCUCAUCUCGCCCGGUUAUUGAUCAUGCACCUUGCGGCAGGAGAAAAAAAAAGGGUGCUGUGUAAUGACAUCCUCAGCCUGAAGGUGGCAGGAGAUCCAGUGCUAACCCCCAACUCCGUGUGCCUGCGCCUGGCAGGCCUCAGCAAGCGUCAGAUGAGAAUGUGCGUGCGCAGACCUGACGUGACGGCCUCGGCCCUGCAGGGGAUCCAGGUGGCCAUCCACGAGUGCCAGCAUCAGCUCAGGGACCAGCGCUGGAACUGCUCGUCCCUGGAGACCUUGGGCAGGCUGCUGCAUCACAGCGACAUCCUCAAGAGGGGUGAGGAAGCCAGGGGUUUCCGUGAGAGUGCCUUCACAAUGGCCUUAUUAUCAGCGGGUGUGGCGCACUCCGUGAGCUCAGCCUGCAGCAUCGGCAAGCUGCGAGGAUGUGGCUGCGAGGGCAAGCGUCGCCAGGACGAUGACAAGCUGCGGUUGAAGCUCACACAGAUGCAACUGCAGACGCUGCAGAAGGGUGGACUGGGGAUGACUAUGGCACGCUCGCUACCCUUAGGUCACCAUGAUGACCUGCCUGCUGACCUACACUCUGUCCACCACCCUGCGGGGCUCAAGCCUUUUCAGGAUGAGCUGACCUCCAUGCAAGAGACAUGGGAGUGGGGGGGCUGCAACCAUGAAUUUCGUUUUGGGGACCGUUUCUCCAGGGAGUGGCUGGACUCUCGGGGAGCUUCCAGAGACAUCCACGCUCGUAUGAGGAUACAUAACAACCGAGUGGGACGACAGAUAGUGGCUGACAACGUGAAAAGAAGGUGCAAGUGUCACGGCACAUCAGGGAGUUGCCAGUUCAAGACAUGUUGGCAUAUUUCCCCAGAGUUCCGGCUCGUAGGUUCGAUCCUCAAGGAAAAGUUCCUGUCGGCCAUCUUGGUCAACUCCCAGAACAAAAACAACGGCGUUUUCAAUACCCGAACAGGGAACGGCGGCCGCAGGAGAAUGGGCGAACUGAACAGAGGCCGUCGUCGAAGCGUAUCCAGAGAGUUGGUCUACUUUGAGAAGUCUCCCGACUUUUGUGACGGUGACGCGUCCAUAGACUCCCUGGGCACGCAGGGACGGAUCUGCAACAAAACGGGCCACAGCACGGACAGCUGCGGCUCGCUUUGCUGCGGCCGAGGACACAACAUACUGAAACAAACUCACAGCCAACGCUGCAACUGCAGGUUCCACUGGUGCUGCUACGUGCUGUGUGAGGAGUGUCGCAUCACGGAAUGGAUCAGCGUGUGCAAAUAAAUGACCACGCUGUCCUGUCCUGACUGCACAGACAUUUUUGGGGCUCAAAAUCUCCUUUAAUCCCCUCUGCUGUUUUGCGCCUUAUAUCUGACAAUGUGGGGCCCUUUUCUCUCCUCACUAGUGUCAGGUGUGUAUAUGCCUUUUAUAGCUGCUGUUAUUGUCAAAGAUUGAAGAGGUGUUGGAGUAGAUGCUUUAGUCGCAAUCAUAAACCACUAAAGAGAGCCCAGCAAAAUGCUGCCUCCCCUCAUUGUACAGUAGCAAUGUACUUUAACGCCUACAUGUAUAUAUGUAAAUCUAUUUGUAUUAAUGCAAUUACCGAGUGGCUAAGGGGCUCAUUUUAGAAGCAUCUUCAACUCUGCUACAAUAGUUGUAUAUAUAGCACUUGUGGCUUGGAUAGCACUACAAAUUGGGACUUGUCUUUUUUUACAUAACUAAGUUAGAUAUUUGCUUCCUUCACAGAUUUAGAAGGACAUAUGCAAAACCUUUGUAACUGGUAUACUUCCAUUUAAA